CCUACUAAUCUCAUCUCAUAGAAAAAGUAAAACCAUAAACACCACCCUUCUUCUCUACUUUUCAUUUUCACUAUCUCCUCUUUCCAAAUAAUCUCCAACAAAACCCAAAAUCACUUUCUCUCAUAAUCAAAAGUUUCAUCCUUUUCCACCCAUCACCAUCUCUCUCUUUAUUUUUUCUUUCCCUCACACAAACACACCCCACUUUCCCUUUUUUCUUUAUCAUCACCCCAAAAAUCAAAAUGCAAUCAUUCACUUCCAUUCUUUUCCUCUCCUCACUCCUUCUUCUACUCCCACCUUUCACUCUCUCCGGUCUCCUCUCCCAACCCGUAACCGACCCAAACCAAAACCAACUCCAACCCGGUUCAAACACCGUCCCCGCAUUCCCGGUUCAAACCCAAGCUCAACUCUGUCGUCUCGACCUCUCCAACGAACUCUUCGGCGGCGUAAAAGACGCAUGCGGCAAAAACCUAGACAGAAGCCGAUGCUGUCCGGUUCUCGCUGCAUGGCUUUUCGCCGCACAUGCUCGGUCAGCACUCGAAAUAACUACCGCUGCAGCAGCUCCGGCUCCGGCGAGUGGUGAACUUCCGAUGAUGCCUGAUGAUUCACAGAAAUGUGUUAACUCGUUACAAGAGUCGUUAUUGACUCGGAAUAUUCGAAUUCCUCAACCUAAUGCUACGUGUGAUGCGAUUCUUUGUUUUUGUGGAAUUCGACUUCAUCAAAUAAGCUCUUUGAGUUGUUCAGCUGCGUUUAAUGUUUCUGGUUCGCGUAAAAAUGCUACAACUGUUGCUGUAAGGAACUUGGAAAAUAAUUGUCGUAAUGCUUCUUAUGCCGGUUGCACUAAAUGUCUCUCUGCGCUGCAAAAGGUAAAGAGUUACAAGAACGGAACAAAAGGAUCAAGUGAAAGGGUUAAGAAGAUGUUUAACAGAGAUUGUGAACUAAUGGGAUUAACAUGGUUAUUAGCAAAGAACAAAACGACAUACAUACCUACCGUUUCAGCUGUUCUACGUGCAAUGAUGUAUAGUGCACACCCACAUGAAUCAAAGUGUAGUCCAGAUCAAGAAAACAUGCCAUUAGCCGUUGAUUCUCUUCAAUUUGAAAGUGGUCACGCUCCAUCUUGGCCGUCCAAAUUAUGGGUUACUUUUUUAACUUUAAUAAUGUUAUUUUGUUCUUUUGUUUAAAAAAUGAUGUAACUGUUGAGUUGAAUUUUUUUGCUUCUCAGUGCCAUCCUCUUUCAUUUUCUCUCUUUUUUUGUCCUUUUGGUCUAAUUCUUGGAUGCUUGUGUCACGUGAAGAUGUUAGGCUAAGGGACAAAAUCAACAUUGGAGGAUGUUUUCUAACGAGGUUUUUAUUUUGCUUUGUAAAUGACUAGAUCAUGUGUAUUAUUCAUGUCUGUUACUGCCUCACAUUUUACUUAAGAAAAUUAAAAGAGGCUUAUUUUUUGGUACA
Molecule: messenger RNA, 1445 nt
Organism: Trifolium pratense (red clover)
Lineage: Eukaryota; Viridiplantae; Streptophyta; Magnoliopsida; Fabales; Fabaceae
Source: RefSeq, a predicted model, not a curated record